Dissoconium aciculare CBS 342.82 is the source of this 812-nucleotide messenger RNA. RefSeq lists its product as uncharacterized. The record is from RefSeq and is a predicted model, not a curated record. The coding region runs from base 186 to 704 and encodes 172 amino acids. The transcript has a single exon. Lineage: Eukaryota; Fungi; Ascomycota; Dothideomycetes; Mycosphaerellales; Dissoconiaceae.
CCGAUUCUCAAACGAGCACGCGAUGAGAUGGUCAAUCAGGGCUGUCUUUGUCACCAUCUAGCUUGAAGGCCAUUGCGGACGCACCCAUCCCGUUACUUUGACUGGCCGCAUGCGCCAUCAAGCCGAUGGCCGUAUCGGCUGAUUGUGAGAGUCCACGUCGCACCGACCGCACAUGAAGAUUUGCUAUGAUGGUUGAUCGGAACACGUCCUGUAUGGGCUAUGGGACUGUGAACGUGGGCGGCAUGCCACGCAUGUUGAUGCCGGUUUCGCUCUUGGCCGUCUCGGCUUCGAAUCCAUCGGCGCGUGGAGGAGGAUCCCAAGGCCGUGAGCAACCCAUCAGGAAGGGGGCGAAUCUGGCGAAGAGGGAAUGGGGACGCCGUGUGAGGCAUACGCAGCCGGAUGCCUCCGUUGGAUCGGCAGCGCGUUUGCGAUGGGCACCUCGCGCCUGCUCUCUGCGCCCGCUUCUCCACGCCCUGGGCGGACCGCAUUUCUGGGGCCACGAUCACGACCCUUUUCGAUGGUUGGAACCCAGAUCGAGCAGGGAGGCUGCCGAUUAUGGCCGUCCUUGGGGCGUGGUUUGUGGGACAGCAGUGCUCACGUCCGGCAGCUCGACUGCCUGCCUGGUGCGCCUCAGAGCGAGGGGGGGGGGGAAUUGGGAGGAGGGGAGAGGCCUAGGCAGAGAGUUCGCCCCAGUCAUGCAUUAGGUCCAUCCUGUCGUUCUGUUCCUGCCGCGCCCGAUUUGCGUUCGUCACCGAAAUGGCGGCUGACCGGCGUUCGCUAGAAUAGUUUCCAGGCCGAUUGCAGUCCACCCG